This is a messenger RNA of Hippoglossus stenolepis (Pacific halibut), 2325 nucleotides long. Its product is annotated as poly(rC)-binding protein 4. Gene Ontology annotation, cellular component: cytoplasm; nucleus. The transcript is spliced from 14 exons. NCBI's taxonomy places the organism in Eukaryota, Metazoa, Chordata, Actinopteri, Pleuronectiformes, Pleuronectidae. Gene Ontology annotation, molecular function: mRNA binding. Gene Ontology annotation, biological process: negative regulation of mRNA splicing, via spliceosome. Bases 252 to 1652 code for a protein of 466 amino acids. The record is from RefSeq and is a predicted model, not a curated record.
CCUCCUCCUCCUCCUCCCCUGCACUCCAGGCUGCUGACACACCGGGAGGACAGUGCGCACUACAACGUCCGCGUCACUGGACUCUACAUGGAUGCAAAGCCCGGUCAACGCAGAUACAUGGGGAUACUUUAGCGGGAGCUGCAGCCUGAGACCUUUUACAGGAGAACCGAGCAGCACUGAAGAACCUUGAAGAGCCAGAGAACGAGCGCUGGCCUUCGUUUGACUGUGUGACCAGCGAGUGAGCCUUGUUCAUGCGUCUUCCUGCAUGCCACUCCCACAUCGCUAUGAACUGUGAGCAGGACUUCGCAGACGGGGGCUUGGGAGUGACCCUCACACUACGACUGCUCAUGCAUGGAAAGGAGGUUGGCAGCAUCAUAGGAAAGAAAGGAGAGACUGUGAAACGAAUACGAGAAGAGAGCAGCGCUCGGGUCAACAUCUCAGAGGGAUCCUGUCCUGAGAGGAUCAUCACCAUCACCGGCUCCACAGACAGCGUCUUCAGAGCUUUCACCAUGAUCACAUUUAAACUGGAGGAGGACCUCACUGCACUGGUGGCCAACGGCACCAUCAGCUCCAAGCCACCAGUCACCCUGCGGCUGGUCAUCCCUGCCAGCCAGUGUGGCUCUCUCAUCGGGAAGGGAGGGGCCAAGAUAAAGGAAAUCAGGGAGAGCACCGGGGCUCAGAUACAGGUGGCAGGGGAUUUACUGCCCAACUCCACUGAGCGAGGGGUGACGAUAUCUGGGAAUCAGGACUCAGUAAUCCAGUGUGUCAAGCUCAUCUGCACAGUAAUCCUGGAGUCUCCACCGAAGGGUGCCACCAUCCCCUAUCGACCGAGCCCCUCACCAGCCGCCCUCCUCAUCGCAGGGAACCAGGUGUUUGAUGCAUCAGAAUAUGCCCCCCACCCUAUGUACUCAGUCGCCCAAGGUGGCAUGGACCUCCAGCAGGACGCUCUCUUCCAGGCCUACACUUUGCAAAACCAAUACGGCAUUCCACACUCAGAGCUGGCCAAGCUACAUCAGCUGUCAAUGCAGCAAGGCCUGAGUCCUAUGGCCCAGCCGGCUUCGACUAUCAUACCCGGUAUGUACGGGAGUAGUAUCAGGAUGGACACGAACUCUCACACGUCUCAGGAGCUGCUUAUUCCCAAUGAUCUGAUCGGCUCCAUCAUCGGCCGUCAGGGCACUAAGAUCAACGAGAUCAGGCAGGUGUCAGGAGCGCAGAUCAAGAUCGGCAGCCAGCUGGACGGGACAAGUGACCGCCAUGUCACUAUCACAGGAACGCCGGUCAACAUCAACCUGGCCCAGUACCUCAUUACCUCCUGUUUAGAGACAGCCAAAUCCACAGCCCAGGCAGCCACCAUGGCAUCUCCGGUCGACCUCAACAUGGCCUUCACCCAGCCAGCCUCCCCAGCUGCCUCCCCCACUCCCACCCUGGCCACUAUGGGCGGCCUGACCCCGGCUCAUAUGCUGGGCUCCCCGUACGGAGCCAUGCCCCUCUCCGGCCUGCUGGGGGUGAAGUCUGUCCCCUUCCUGACUCUGUCCAGCCCCGCCCCCAACACUGCAGCACCCUCCCACUCGGCUCUGGCCGCCUACACCGCCAAAAUCUCCUCAGCCAACUGCAUCAAAAAGCCUGAGAGACAGAAGUUCGCUCCCUACUGAUGUAGCCUCGGCGUCUCUCGAGUCCUGCAGAGACGGACGAAGGACGGCCCGAGCAGUGUUCUUCCACAAACGCCUGAUGUAGCCAUAUCCGCCGGCAGAGAUGCUCUUGACUUUUAUUCUGUGAUGCACCAACAGAGAAGAGACCAAUGGAGAUGUGGACAAAGCUAUUAAAACAGUUAUUUACGGUUAUAGAUAAUUUGUGAGUUCCCCAUGAAUUGAUGGACUGCUUUCAUCGUCACCUCAUCCCUGAUAUUGAUCACACACACACACACACACACAAAAAAAAAAUAAAGGGCUGGAACCUCACCUGAGAGACACAUGUUUAAAUGAGAGUUUUGACAUGUGUGUCUCAAGUUAGAUAAUCAGCUGUGAGUAUUUAUCCUUCAAUAAAUUUGUAAAUUAUACUCAGAUGACAAAUGCUCUACUGUACGAUGCUUUUAUACAAUGUCUAUGUUUGCCUCAUAAAGUUUUUAAGAAAAUUUGUAAAUGUCUUGGGGGGAGGGGGGGGGAUUUUUUUUUAAUAAUCUGUGCUAUGGUACUGUACUUUACUGUUCAGUGUUAUGUUCUUUUUUGUUGGAUUUUCUUUUGAAUGAGCGACUUGAUUAAUCUUUAUUUAUUAGUAUUGUUUCCUUUAUUAAAAGUCUUUGUUUCCUGACAUGGUGGAUGCAUCGUC